Messenger RNA from Portunus trituberculatus (swimming crab), 7076 nucleotides. RefSeq names its product potassium voltage-gated channel subfamily H member 8-like. NCBI's taxonomy places the organism in Eukaryota, Metazoa, Arthropoda, Malacostraca, Decapoda, Portunidae. The transcript is spliced from 15 exons. Gene Ontology annotation, cellular component: membrane. The record is from RefSeq and is a predicted model, not a curated record. Bases 820 to 4434 code for a protein of 1204 amino acids. Gene Ontology annotation, molecular function: voltage-gated potassium channel activity. Gene Ontology annotation, biological process: regulation of membrane potential; potassium ion transmembrane transport.
CACCCUCCAGCUUCCCGUCCCCUCGCCAGCUCAGCGUUCCCUUUACACUGUACAUGCGUCCCUCGCCUCCCCUCUUCGACGGCCAACCAGUGGGAGCGGGCCCCUCACUCCCCUCACGCACUCAGUAUCUUCCUGACUGUGCUGUGGGUGGGACCGAGGCGCCAUCGCUCGCGUGUACCGGCCGCAGAGUUGCAUAGCCUUUCCCCCACCCCUUUCCUUCUCUCGUGGGUGUUCUGCGGCGCGGGACUGAGCAGCUGCGAGUGUUUCCCAGUCCCGGCUGAGUGCGGGGCGCGGCAGGACCAUCAGUCGGAUAAGCCCUUGGCACGCGCGGUGGGAGGGGUGGCAGUCGUGCCCAUCCCAUCCUGCAGACUCCCGGCAGAGCACCUCUCGCGGCACCCUCGCAGGAAACAAAGUGUCUGUUUGACGUGAAGGGGAAGUGAAACACGAAGCGAGACGGAAGCUUUAGUUGGUGCUUUGAUUAUUUUAAUUACGCCAACUGGAGGAAUGCCCUGUGGUGUGUGCUGUUUGUAUAGUGUUAGUGACUCGUGCCGGCUUGCCCUGCUGCACUGACCGUCUGGUGAAGGAAGGCACUGAGGUCACUCCGGCAGACCCUUCAGGCUGUCACUCUUGGCGUCAAGUGGCACCAUCCCUACCCGACACCUGGCUGACGAUGGCACUGUGAGGCGAUAUCAGGUGUUUAGUGGAGAGGUGGACAUAAGGUGACGUUAGAAGCCAGGUGUCCGAGGCAGUCCGAUGGUUCCAGCCACUGCAGUGUGUUAGCGGCACUUGAGUUAGCCUCCGGGCCGUCACGCCGCCACCAUGCCGGCCAGACGCGGACUCCUGGCGCCACAGAACACCUUCCUGGACACCAUCGCCACCCGCUUCGAUGGAACACACAGCAACUUCGUGCUCGGGAACGCUCAGGUGUGCUCGCUGUACCCGAUCGUUUACUGCAGCGAUGGGUUCUGCGAGCUCACGGGGUACGCGCGGGCCCAGAUCAUGCAGAAGGGGUGUGCCUGUAAGUUCCUCUACGGGCCGGACACGAUGGACGAGCACAAGGUGGCGAUUGAAAAGGCGCUGGAGACCAAAUCGGAGCUCAAGAUGGAGGUCCUAUUUUACAAGAAGAAUGGCGCAGCGUUUUGGUGCCUGCUGGACAUCGUGCCGAUCAAGAACGAGAAGCGGGAGGUGGUGCUGUUCCUCGCCUCUCACAAGGACGUCACCAGCUCUAAGAUGGAAGAGGUGUCCUUCUACCCGGGAUACGAGAACGAUGAAAACGAGAACCUUGACCCCGAGGCACCUUCAGCGGCCAAGUACGGGAGAAGACGGAGCCGCGCAGUGCUGUACCAGUUAUCAGGACACUACACGCAGGACAAGGGCAAGAACAAACUAAAGCUCAAUAACCAGAACCUUCUCCAGCCUCACUCCGCGGCGCCGCUACCUGAGUACAAAACCGCCAGUAUUCAAAAGUCUCGCUUCAUCCUGACACACUACGGGAUGCUCAAGACCUGCUGGGACCUGGUCAUCCUCCUCGCCACCUUCUACGUCGCUGUCAUGGUGCCCUACAACGCCGCCUUCCUCGACCAGACGCAGCAAGACAAGCCCACCAUCGUGCCGGACGUGGUGGUGGAGGCUCUCUUCUUCGUCGACAUUAUCCUCAACUUCCGCACCACUUUCGUCAACAAGAAGGGUGAGGUGGUGCUGAGUCCCAUUCGCAUCGCCACCCACUAUUUUAAAGGCUGGUUCGUGCUGGAUCUGUUGGCGGCUAUACCCUUCGAUCUUCUCCUAGCGGCUGAUGUCUACAGCUCGGCCACCAACAUCCACCUUCUGAAGCUGACAAGAUUACUUCGGCUGGCGCGCCUCCUGCAGAAGAUGGAUCGCUACUACCAGUACUCGGCUCUCAUCCUGACGCUGCUCAUGCUCUCCUUCACCCUGGUGGCGCACUGGCUGGCCUGUGUCUGGUACGCCAUCGCUGAGCCACAAGUCAACCUGUGGGAGGAAGGGGAGCCACGGAUCGGCUGGAUCUUCGACCUGGCGCACCGUUUGGAGACAGAGGUGAGGAACGUGACCAUAGUGCAGAAGUACCUGACGGCGCUCUACUUCACCUGCUCCUCCCUCACCUCCGUCGGGUUUGGCAACGUCUCCGCCAACACCAACCACGAGAAGAUCUUUAGUAUCGUCACCAUGUUGAUUGGAGCUCUCAUGCACGCCACAGUGUUCGGCAACGUGACCUCAAUCAUUCAGCGGAUGUACCUGCGUCGCUCCCUCUACCAGACCAAGUGGCGAGACCUAAAGGACUUCCUCGCCAUCAACCAGAUCCCGAAGGAGCUGCGCCAGAGGAUGCAGGACUACUUUCAGACCAUGUGGAGCCUCAACCAGGGUAUUGAUAUCAACGAGACCCUGAAGGAAUUCCCGGAGGAGCUGCGCGGGGACAUCUCAAUGCACAUCCACCGAGAGAUUCUGUCGCUGCCAAUUUUCGAGACGGCGUCACAGGGUUGCCUCAAACUGCUCAGCCUCCACAUCAGGAACAACUUCUGUGCCCCCGGAGAGUACCUGGUGCACCGCGGGGACGUGCUGCACUACAUCUUCUACCUGUGCAAUGGCUCCAUGGAGGUGGUCAUGGACGAUAUGGUGGUGGCUAUCCUGGGGAAGGGGGACCUGGUGGGCAGUGACGUGGACGAGCACUUGAGGAAUGGCGGGGACACGGUGGUGAAGUCCUCGUGUGACGUGAAGGCGCUCACCUACUGCGAUCUCAAGUCUAUCUUCAUCCCGGGCCUGAUGGACGUCCUCAAGAUGUACCUCGAGUACCAGCAGGAGUUCGCCAAUGACAUCAAGCAUGACCUCACUUACAACCUGAGGGAGGGUUACGACAGCGAGCAGCAGGACAUGGAGAUCGGCUCGGCGAAGAACAUCCUGCCUUCCAUCAGCGAGGACGACGAGGAGCGGGGCAGCGAGGAGGAGGACAAGUCGCCGGUGUCCACGUCGCCCCGCUCGCCACUUCACUCCCGCACCACCACAAGGUUCAACUUCGGACGGAAUGAGGAGGAUGUGGGCAGUCCUCGCUGGGGCCAUCGUAGUCGUGAACGAAGUGGAGGAACGCCGGUGCGGGGAGCCCUGAAGACACUCUCUCCGACACGCCUCCACCACCGCUCCAACGAUGAGCUGCGCGGCGACGACCAGGCCAAAGUGCAGCUGGAGAAACUAGACACGCAGGUCACCACGCUGCACUCUGACGUCAGCGGCCUCACCCAGGAGGUUCGCUCGGCUCUGCAGUUGCUGCAGUCCAUCAGCCACAACAUCGGCGGCAUCGACAACGAGGGCGGCGAGGUGGAGCACGGCAGCUGCUAUACGGUAGCCAGCAAUGACGGGAGGCGGCUGACGUGUGGCAACGUUGCCGCCACCACCGGGGCAAGUGGUGGCAGCGGCAGCAACAGUUACAUGCAGGAGAAUCGCCUCGCCCCAAUGUGCCGGUCCUCGCCCAGUGUGUUCGCCGCCACCUAUCGCGAGUCCAGAGGCUCUUCCACCCUCGGCCGUCAUCGCACCCGAAAUGUGUCCACGCAGACUGACCUUCCCAUAAACGUUCCUGUCGCGGUGCUGGAGGCGUUCGUUCUGGCUCACCGGUCUCGCGUCCUUCAGCUCCUCGGAGUACCGGACGUACCCGAUGAGUCUUGUGAGUCUCCCAGCGCCACGCAGCCCCAGGCCUCUUCACCGGCAGCCAGCGAGCAAGGCGCCACUGAGUCAGAGGAGACGAGCACCAGCAGUUCGGAAAACUUAACUUCUUCCUCUGAACAAGACCACUCUCUCCAUGGACCUCGCUCCCCUCCCGGCAAAAACUCUGUACAAAAUCAAAAGCCCUCCAUAACCAUACAGCCGGCGGCAGCCAGCCUUGGUGGCGAAACUAGAAACAACAACAACAACAGGACGCCCAACGCACCCCCUCUGGAAAUGUAUCAGCUGACCAACCUCCGUAACUGGAAUCCGACUCCACGUCUCAACAAAUCGUUCAUCUCUUCUUCUCGCAGCACCGGGAGCCUGAGGGAUAUUCUCUCCAAUAAUGUUAAGAACCAGACGCGUCAGUCGCCCAGCCAGGAGAGCGGCGCCUGCCCAGCCUUGGUACACAACCAGGUCCCCAAGAGUGAGACGGACGCAGACAAGACUUUGGUUCACUACACCUGUGCAUCGAACUGCCCGAAGACAGAUCUCAUAUGUUUCUCUGAGGUGAACCACACCAUGACGCGCAGCACCUCCAUGCCUGUGUCCGCCUUCAAAAUUCAGCCAAAUCCUUCCAGUUCCCCCUCAGCCUCCAGUCAUCCCCAUUCCAGCAGGGCGCCGGCAGCCCCCAUCCCUCAGUCCCCCGGCACAAACCACCACGAGAGAAAUCCAGAACAAGAAGCCGACAUACGUGACAGACUUCUAGCCAAGGAUCAAAAGCAGUGAUCACUUCGCGACGCCAGUACAAACAAAGAGUUGGUAGGUCUCACCCGGUCGGUUGUCCUUCACGGCACAAGGAUGCACUUCGCCUUGCCCCGCGCUGCACACGCAGUUUCUUCCGGCAGUUUUGAUCGCAUCUGCUGAAUCUCAACUUUCUAAUUAUGCAUCUCGUGAUUAAUCGAAGCUUUAGACUAAUCUUUACAAUGGCCGAGACACAGUUGCGAGUUUUAACGUAUUCCUCUCGAAGACAUUUACAGUAUUAUAAUCUUUUAAUAAUUAAGGCCAAACACAGAAAGCGUCACAAGGAUUCACGGGAGAAGUUCGCGCCACUUGUGAGUGAACACACUCACGGGGGUGUUGACGACUGCCUGACACAGUGGCCAAACACGUGCUCUUCUUGACUCUUUCCAUUGUUCACUCCAUCCACCGUAACGUGAUUUAUGUACUAUUGUCUUUAUUUCCGCAGUGUUUCGCUAUAAAUAGGUAACGCGUCCAGGACAGCCAAGGCCCGCGGGAACGAAGGUGUAAGCCUCCUUCACCCAGCGCCGUCCUGUCAGCGUCACCGGUCGGCGCCACACCCUCAGCGCCUGGCCGCGCCUCGGCCCGCCUGUCUCUGUAGCACUAGCCUGUUUUUCUCUUCACAGACUGGUCGGUCGAUACUGUUGUUAAUUCUGCAUUAAGACUUUAUUAUAUCGGAGCAAGCUUUAUUGCUAUAUAUUCCUAUACAGUGUACAUUUUCGUACACGGUAAAAGAUGUUAUACUUGUAUGAUGCAAACACAAUCGGAAGAGAUGCUUUAUAUUUUUAUUGAACUAUUUAUGCUCUAACUCUGGUUCAUCUACCUCCACUAACUAAAAUAGUUCAUAAGAUUUAUUUAUACUCUUGUACAUAGCCUCCAUGUUACCAGUGGUUCUCACUCACACGCUAUGACUUGUUGAGGCAGCGUGGCCCCUGCUGUGCCCACUCCGGCGGUGUGACCGUGUGACGCGUCCAGUUUUGUGGUGUAUGCUGCGCUACGUGUCGCUCGUGUGUGUGUGUGUGUGUGUGUGUGUGUGUGUGUGUGAAUGUUUGUUUGUUGUGAUGUUGUGUUCUCGUUUCCAGAAUAAAAGAAAGAUACCGGAACUUUAUCACAGUAUUAGAGACAGUAUAUUCCUGAUCUUCCCGGAGGCAUGUCAACCACCCCGCGGCGACAAACACGCCCACGCAGAGACUGAGAUGCUCCCGUCUGAAAGCGGUCUCUGUUGAGAGGUUCGGCAAAGAGAAGCGCCUUACUUUACAAUCAAUUUCAUCAUCAACUCACAAGGAAGUAUUGCUCCGUUGUUCUCACCCACUACGUCACUCAUAUCUUCCCUCCUUGUAACCAUUUCGUGAAGGAUUCUUUAAGACACGCCCUCCCUCAUUAUUGGGCUAAAAGGACGGUAUUCAAAAACGCUUUAUUCUCUCAACAUGGCUAUUUUCAGAGACCCUAGAGGAGGAAUCAAAGACUUUCUCCACUAUUGCCUUCAUAAGUGAGCCGGGUGAAAGCGGUCUUAACAUUAUAACGUAAAUCAGUAACUUAUGAUGACCUUGUAUCAGAUGAACCACUGAAGAAAGUACGUAGGCAUGCGCUUGGAGAAGGAAGUGUGCAGGCGAUGGAAAGAUGGAUGUGAGGUGAGGAGAGGAGAGCCUUGCCGAAACACUAACCCUGCAUCAAGUGGGGAAAACGUGAAUGGAGAAAGGAAAACGAGAGAAGUAAAGCAUAACAUUUGUAUAAGUGAGCCUCUACACACACACACACACACACACACACACACACACACACACACACACACACCUGACGGAGGAGGAAAAGUUAACGAGGACAAAAAAAGGAAAUAAAUACUGAAUGAAACACGUACGCCAUGGCGUCACCUCACGGGCAGUUUGGUAUUUUUGUGCAACUGUCCCGCAAUUUACCUCGCGUUGUGGUGAAGUGAGUAUUACGUACACCUCUGGCAACACACACACACACACACACACACACACACACACACACACACACACACACACACACACACACACACACACACACACAAACAGUCAAGUACUUCACAAGCCACUUUUCUCCUUGACUUUUGUUACUUAUUUAAUCAGCAUAUCAAAUAGGAAAAGAAGUAAGAAAGAAGGAAGCACAACGACUAAAGAGAAAAUGUAACGUGUUGUACUCUCUCUCUCUCUCUCUCUCUCUCUCUCUCUCUCUCUCUCUCUCUCUCAUAAUCUUUCUUUAUCUUUCUUCUACUCGUAUUACGGCCAAAGAGAAGCUGUUAACAUGCAUAAGCCUAUUCGUUUCCUCUCCAUUAACAUAAUUUCUUUCUCUACUCGAAUUUCUACCGAAGAGGACACGGCUGCUUAAAUUUCGGUCAUGCUUCUGAAACGCCGAGAGGAAGGGCGAAAGAGUCACGCCCUUCUCAGCCUCCCUCCCUCUUUACCUGCGGCACAGCAUUGGGCUCACCUGUAUUAUUUCCCGUGUGGUGUCAAUACAUAUAUUUUUUUGCAACGUGAAGCGCACUCUCUGUAGCACUGAUUCCGUAUUAUUAAGGACGUGUGUGUGAGUGUACGUACGAGCAUCCACAACAAUAAACGUGCAAGAUCUUAUGUGUAUGUGCUGUAAAUAAAGGCAUGGUGAGUAUC